GAAGAGUAGAAUUACUCGGCGUUAAAGAAGAACUAGAGUGCUCGCAGGCAUGGGUGAGCGCUAGGAGAAAGGGUGAGCGCGGCAACCUUUCCCCACCUUUCCGGGUAUCCUCGACACUCCGCAUUGCCCAAAGAGGCUGUAACUAAACACCAAAAGAGAGAUAACGUUAGAAAUUGACAACUACCGCUGCUUGAGCGCUGGGCCAAUAAGGGAGCUUGCUGGUGGGGGUCACGUGGGGGAAGUUUAUGUGGAAAGACGGUUGGGAAACCAAGGAAACGGUAAGCGGGAGUGAAGCGGCGGGACUGGGGGCGGGGCCGAGCGCGCGGGGCAGGUGAGGGGCUUUGUGUGGGAGUGUGGACUUGGCUUCGCUUUCUGCCUUCGCUGCUCGCAUCUUACCCGCUGCUCUUGUUUCUCGUCCUCCUUUUUUUUUGUGGUGCCUAAUGGUGGGAUAGAUAGAAGUGGAACAAAUGAAGGUCCCCCGCCCCCCACCAACUGGCUUCCUACUGAGCCGCUGAUUUUUCUGAAGUGAAUGACCGACUUUUGAACGCGGGUCUUCCUUUCGGAUAUGUGAAUGGUGAGUCCAAGAAAACCUGAUUAUUUGCAGAAAGUUCUCACUUUUAUUACAGCUAGAAGACUUCCUUCCUACACUCUGGAUCAUAGUUCAGUACAUAACUGAAAAUGAUUGAUUCUGUCAAAGUAAGGAGACAGUGCAGUAUGGAUUUUUAUGCUCAUUAUGAGCAGCUCUGUGCUUUAGAAGGCUGUGCCCCUUUAACAUCUGUGAAAGCCAAAAAACUUCAUAAUAUUCUUGAUAUCAAUGCGGAUCGUAUUAAAGCUGCUGAUUGGAUACCUCUACUACGUGCGGUCAGACAUAACAAGACUUUAACUUUUAUUGCAAUAAAGAGCUGUCACCAUCAGGGGCCUGGGGACUCAGGUCUUGAAAAACAGGGAACAGGUAUAAGAAGAAGAAUUCCAGCCAUUCGAUCCAAAGACUUAACUGGACAAUUAUGUAAAGCUAUCAAAGGUUGUCUGAUGGUAUCAAAGGCCCUGGGAAAUCUAGAACUACAUGGGUUGCUUUUGAGGGAAAAGGACUUAAUAUUAUUGACAAAAGGGUUGGCUGAUACAUCAUCUUUGGAGAAACUAUCUUUAGCCCACUCACCAAUAGGUGAUGGAGGUUUGGAAAUAAUUUGUCAGAGUGUGAAGAAUUCAGCUUGCAUCAAAUCUAUAGAUUUUACAGGAUGCAGUUUAACCUGGCGAGGAACAGAACACAUAUCCAGCAUCCUGAAACAUCAGGCAAUAAAAAGACAUGGUGAAGCUUGGGCUGAAAGUCUCCGCUAUAGGAGACCUGAUUUUGAUUGUAUGGCUGGCUUGAGGCGCAUCACACUAAACUGCAAUACUCUUAUUGGUGAUCGAGGUGCUGCUGUUUUAGCUGAUUGCCUUGCAGAAGAUCUGUGGCUAAAAGCACUUGAUUUGCAGCAAUGUGGAAUUAGCAGUGAAGGGGCGAAAUCUCUUUUGGAUGCAUUUAAAUCUAACACAACAUUGGUAGUUUUGGACAUCAGAAAAAAUCCAUUAGUAGAUCAUGCAUUAAUGAAGAAAAUAAUUGAAAAAGUUCUCGUGAAUGCCAAUGACACUAACUUAGAGUACAAGUGGCUUCCUUCUCCACUUUCAAAAGAUGUUAAAAACAAACAUAAAAAAAGAACAGUAGUCUUGGGAAAUGGCAGAAAAGGAAAAGCUACUAUACGUAUUGGAUUUUCAUCAAAAAAAUCACCCAGUUCUGGUAAGACAAUGUCAUGGGAUCAAGACAGUUAUGCUCCAAAGCCAUUACCCCCAGGGACACAUGGCUUCCUGCCCUGGCGUACUGCUGAACGUGCAAAGCACCAUAGGGCUUCAUCAGCAAAAAAUACCCAUGAAUUUCCAUUGCAGAUACAGACAGGUAUUCCUGUGACAGUGACUGUAGAAAGUGGUUCUGCAUCUGAAACUGAGACAGAGGGUGCUAUGGACAAUGUGAUUUGCAGAAAGGAUGCCACAGAACCCUCCAAAUUUACCAAUUUAAAACAAUGGCAUCAGUUACAGAUGGAGUAUGAAGAAUGUCACUUAAGACUAAAAGAAGAACGAAAAGCAAGAAUGAUUGCUGAAGAACGGAUAAUGGAGUUGGAAUUGGAAAAUACUCAAUUACGGAAUAUGAAUUGCUCUCUCUCAGAAGUUGUCCAUGCACAGUCAGUAGCCAGCACAAUACUAGAAGACGAAGGAGUGCUUGGUAGCAUUGAGAAUUCUUUCCAAAAAUUUCAUGCUUUUUUAGAUCUUCUUAAAGAUGCUGGUCUUGGACAGCUUGCAACAAUGGCUGGUAUAGAUCAAUCAGAUUUUGGCGUAUUACAUCAUCCCCAAAUGACUUCUACUGUAAAGCCAACUGUGAUAGAAAGGGAGAAAUCAUUUGAAGAAGAAAGACAAGAACACAUGCAGAAUUUCAAAACUGCUGGCUCUACUUCUUUUCUGAGUCCUGUCACUUUCCAGAAAGACUUUGAUUCAUGUCAAGCAAUAAAUAGUGACCUACCUGCAACAGUAAAAACUCAAGACCUUCAAGGUGUUGGUUCAUCUCAGAAAAGCUUGUGGCAAGACAUUGAAGCUAAAAUAGAUAGUUGGAGAAUGGAAGAUCAUGAAUCAAAACCCGCCCAGACAGCUUCUGAGAAGAACAGCCAACCUCUAGAAUUGGAAACAAGGGAUUCCUCUGUGAGGCAAAUACUUAAUGCUCAACUUUCAGUCUCUGAACCUGUUACCAAUGUGCUUGGAAACAAAUUUGGUCUUCCUUUUGUUGAAAAUAGUAAAGUUUCCUCUAAAAAACUUUCUUACACCACUGGCUUUACUACAGAAGAUAAAAAUCAACAACAAUCUGAGCUUUCUAGAAGUGACAGAGUGGAGUCUGAUUCUGAAAUACAAGAAAGCAUCCAUUCUGUAGGAAGUGCUUGAGGAAUCCAUUGGAUUGUUCUCUGAAAUCAGUUUACUGCAAAAGUAGAGAGAAGCAGUGACCAGAUGCUGGUGAACAACAAUUCCAGCAUCCCAUAUGAUUGGUCAUAUUGGUUGGAACUGCUGAGAGUUGUAACUUAGCAACAAUCUGGAACAUCAGAAUUUCCUCACUUUUUCAUGUAAGGAUUUGCUUUUUUAUAUCUACCUUUUUGCCACGUGAGUCUUUAAGAAUUUUGUUGUCAGUAUACAAAAAGAUUGAUUGUGCAUUUUGGUUUUUAUAUAGUUUUAUAAAGAAUCUGGUGUGAUUCAAAUUCUCAUUUAUAAUUAUAAUGUGAAUAAAGUUUUUACAUGAUUC
This is a messenger RNA of Pseudonaja textilis, 3313 nucleotides long. It is a transcript of the gene CEP78, whose product is annotated as centrosomal protein 78. Gene Ontology annotation, biological process: cilium organization. The record is from RefSeq and is a predicted model, not a curated record. Gene Ontology annotation, cellular component: centrosome; ciliary basal body. Lineage: Eukaryota; Metazoa; Chordata; Lepidosauria; Squamata; Elapidae. Gene Ontology annotation, molecular function: protein binding.